Molecule: messenger RNA, 858 nt
Organism: Penicillium alfredii
Lineage: Eukaryota; Fungi; Ascomycota; Eurotiomycetes; Eurotiales; Aspergillaceae
Exons: 2
Coding region: 1-858 (285 amino acids)
Source: RefSeq, a predicted model, not a curated record
AUGCAUUUGUUGUGCGCUAGUAUCCUACUGAGCCCUCUGCUCAUAGACCUGACCAGAGCCGAUUACUGCCAGAAUGCCGGAGUAUCAGUAUCAACCCAGUCCCAAGCCAACCACUACAAAGCAUGCAAAACCUUCCCCGGCAGCAUCGCCAUCGACCCCAACUUCCAGGGCUCGAUCAACCUCGACGGCAUCGAAGAGAUCCAGGGUUCACUGACCUGCGGCGACGGCGAAGACGAAACCGCCCUCAAAUCGAAGAACGGGAGCAUCCCCGCAAUCUCCUCGUCCACACUACGAACAAUAGGCCGCAGCUUCCGACUCAGCGGCCUCACCUCGCUCGACAAGCUCCACUUCCCGGCCCUGCGCAGCGUCGGCGAGAUCCAAUGGGCGCAGCUGCCGAAUCUGCACGGGUUCGAUCUGGGCGCCGGGCUCGACAGGGUCGGCAAUGUUAGUGUCAUGUACACGGGGCUCGGCGAUGUCGCGGGGCUGGGGACUAGGUCUGUGGAUGGGUGGGCGCUUGUCGGGAAUGAGAACUUGGCUCGGGCAGAUCUUGCUGCUCUGACGACGUAUAAGUCGUUUCGCGUUGAUGGCAAUAGUCCGCGCUUGGCGGUGGAUCUCUCGGGCGUGACGGCGGCCGGUGAGUCUCGGUUUGCGGCGCUGAAGAGCGUGAAUCUGUCGUCGUUGGAGACUACUACCGGGGAUCUUGCGCUCCGGCGUGUCUUUUCGUCUACUAUGGCUUUCCCGGCUCUGCGCCGGGCUUCGGGUAUCAGUCUGCAAAUAUACCAGGGGAUGUCGGUUCAUUUCCCGUCUCUGCGGACGGUCCAUGGGGAUUUUGUGGUCAGCGGCAAUGUCACAAAGUAG